UUUUUUGUUAUGGAAAAUAUAUUUCACAGCAGUUUAGCUGGUACAAUGAUUAUCUACUCUAGAAGUGCUUGUUUUGUCACAUUAACGUAUUAUAACUAUUUGAAUUUUAGCAAAUGGCGGAGCGAUUUCUGUAUAGUGCAGCUUUAACACCUUGAUCAGACUGACAGCCAUUGCAGCAUAAUCGAUUCUGCAGUCAAACUGUUUUUAAUGGAUAUUGUGUGUAACAAAAGUUCAACAUUGACCUUUUGCUACUAUUUCUGUCAAGUCUAUGCAUACGUUAAGACUGCAUUCAUUUUUACUUCUCGGUACGUUCUAAAUGGUACAUACAGUGUGCAGUAAUAAGUAAGACAGACGUCUAACACGGCCACUGUCUCUUUAAAAAUUGAUGGCGCGUGUUCUGUGUGGAACAGUUGUAGACUGAGAUAGCAUACAGUACACCACACGAGUGUGGCUUCGUCUCUGUCAGCUACCAAAGUGAUCCACGGUACAGGCAAGCUUGUUUCCCCCUCAAGUCUUCUCACACUAGUUUUGUGCAGGGUCUGUUGCAGCCAUGCCUGCAAAGAAGGCUCCUAAGAGACAAAAGGAAAGUAAACGAGAGGAAGUAAAGGAUCCUAAGAAAGUUAAAGUGUCAGUUUCCCACAGCAGCCAUGGGGAGGAGAAGGGUCUGGUUCUAGUGCUGGGCCAAGGGGACGUAGGACAGCUGGGUCUGGGAGAGGACAUAAUGGAGAGGAAGAGGCCGGCCCUGGUGACACUGCCUGAGGGUGUGGUGCAGGUAGCGGCGGGGGGCAUGCACACAGUCUGUCUCAGUGACACUGGAAAUAUCUACACGUUUGGCUGCAAUGAUGAGGGUGCUCUGGGUCGAGAGACGACAGAAGAGGGCUCCGAGAUGGUGCCAGGGAAGGUGACCCUGGACGAGAGGGUGGUUCAGGUGUCUGCUGGGGACAGUCACACAGCUGCACUCACAGAUGAUGGUGCAGUAUACAUUUGGGGCUCCUUCAGGGAUAACAGCGGAGUCAUUGGUCUACUAGAGCCUCUGAAGAAGGUUACUGUGCCUGUCAAGGUCCCCAUGAAAGGGCCUGUGAUGAAAAUAGCAUCAGGUAAUGACCACUUGGUGAUGCUGACAGCAAGCGGUGACCUCUACACAUCAGGCUGCGGAGAGCAGGGGCAGCUGGGAAGGGUGCCGGAGCUCUUUGCCAACCGAGGGGGCAGGAAAGGGCUGUUGCGGUUGCUGAUACCUCAGAUUGUGAAGGUCCAGUCUAGGGGCAAGGUUCACUUCACAGAUGCCUUCUGUGGGGCUUAUAUGACCAUUGCUGUGUCAAAAGAAGGCCACGUCUAUGGAUUUGGACUGUCAAACUACCAUCAGCUUGGGACCAAACUCAUCAACACAUGCUUUGUUCCAAUAAAACUUACCUCCUUCAAAAACUCCACCAUUAACUGGAUUGGCUUCUCAGGGGGACAGCACCACACAGUCUGCCUCGACUCUGCCGGAAAGGUGUACAGCCUGGGCCGGGCGGAGUAUGGGCGUCUGGGUCUGGGCCAGGGGGCAGAGGAGAAGAGCGAGCCCACGCCUGUGGAAGGACUGGAUCUAGCCCAGGUGGUGGCUUGUGGUGCGUCGGUCAGCUAUGCUGUCACCAAACAAGGGUCUGCAUAUGCCUGGGGUAUGGGCACUAACCUCCAGCUUGGCACAGGUGAGGAGGAUGACGAAUGGAGCCCUGUAGAGAUGACUGGGAAGCAGCUGGAGAACCGCAUAGUACUGAUGGUGGCCAGCGGCGGGCAGCACACAAUCCUACUGGUCAAAGACAAGCAGGAGAGUUGAUGUAUCCUCAGGCAGGGGAAGGUUGCCCUUGUUGGUCUGUACCAGAAGGAUCUGUGUUAAAUACCUACAUGUGGGGGAGGGGUUUGUGGCUGAAUGUGACUUCCUGUGCUGAGCCAGGUAACCCGGAGUGGGAACGUGGUGAUGGGAGAGGGGCUAGUCUAUGUUAGAGGGCUCUGAUCUGUCCCGCUCAGUGCAAAAAUCCCCUGAUGUUUUUGAUGUGGUUCAGUAGAUUGUGAUCAACAAGCAAGAUACAUUUUUUUUUUUUUUUAUCUAGUUUAUGCUUAGUUAUUUUUUUAAAUGAGAAUCUUUAGGAUGCCAGUCUGGUAGGUUUGUGGGGGAAAUAAUGGACGAGCCUUUUAAUGAAAUCUUUUAAUGAAAUCCCAAGUCGCAGCCAUUUAAGAAGACCCCCCCCCCGGCAUCUGUAAGAUGAGUACUAGUAUUUCUUGUCAGCAAGGUCCUCUCAUUUGAAAGUCUGGCCUAAGGUGUCUUGAACCAUGUAUUUUAGACAGCUGUUCACUGUACCCCCUUGCACAAUUAUUUGCUGGUCCAACUUGGAAAUAAAAGUAAAAUUUUA
Molecule: messenger RNA, 2390 nt
Organism: Oncorhynchus gorbuscha (pink salmon)
Lineage: Eukaryota; Metazoa; Chordata; Actinopteri; Salmoniformes; Salmonidae
Product: regulator of chromosome condensation-like
Exons: 10
Coding region: 551-1816 (421 amino acids)
Cellular component (GO): cytoplasm
Molecular function (GO): guanyl-nucleotide exchange factor activity
Source: RefSeq, a predicted model, not a curated record